CAAAGAUGGAGAAGUACGAGAAGAUAAAAGUGGUCGGGAGGGGAGCAUUCGGGCGACAACAUGUUAACCUCAGUGACAGAUGGAUAGUGCCCUCCUCCAUUCUCACUUGCUCGGAGAAGGCACCCAUCACCAGCCUUUUGGGACCAAAAUGAGGGAGCAUUUUAAGGAAUGGGCAUUUCUCAUGGCACCAUUGGCAAGCUUAUUCUUGGCAGUGGUGUAUCCAAUGAUUCCUCAGAUGGACAAGGAGAACAGCCUUAUGGAUACUGGUCUGGUGAACGAGCACACUUCCAAUUGGCUGAGACUAAGCUGAAACGCCUAGGUCCUUCUGUGCACUGUGGUAAUGAUGCCAUGACCUUGCGUGUUCCUGGCCCAAGAAUGCCCCACUUCCUGGUUGAUAGAGGAGUGGGAUCUCCAGUGCCUGUGUCUGAAAUCCCAGCCAGCUGCGGUAUCACUGUGAAGCGGGUUCGUCGGGAUGUAUCGGUUUCUGUUCCUUUCCGUGGUUGUCCUGUCCGACAACAGAGUGGAAGUUAUAUUCUGUCUCUGAUCCUAAUGGGGGCACCAGUGCAGGCGUCAUGCCCUGUGAGUUCUCCCCUUCCUACAGUUCCUGCUACCCUUCCUACAGUUUCUUGCUUGCCCACUGGAAUGGUGAUCUCGUUUGGACUCAGGGCUGAUACUGUCAAGAUCAAAGUUGAUGGAUCAUGGGAGCCUCUGCUGUUAGAGUACUCUAAAUGUGGGUUCACAUUGGAUACUGUUGAUGGUGCUCUGGUGUUAACUGCACCAUUUACUGGAAGCUGUUGGGUAAUGAAGGAUUCAGAAAGGCAUCUCCCUUUGCUAUACCUUGACCAAGAAGUGACUCUUUCCUGUCCUUUGAUGCUGCCAACAACUGCCAUGACCUUACCUUCUGCUGACCCUCAAGAACCCCAAACUUUUUAUCCUUUCCCAUGGUGGUAUAUAUCUUCCACACCUGGACCGCCAACAGCUGCUUCUGUUGACCCGCAAGUUCUUGAACAAACCUAA
Triplophysa dalaica is the source of this 1017-nucleotide messenger RNA. RefSeq lists its product as uncharacterized. Lineage: Eukaryota; Metazoa; Chordata; Actinopteri; Cypriniformes; Nemacheilidae. The transcript has 9 exons. Bases 169 to 1017 code for a protein of 282 amino acids. The record is from RefSeq and is a predicted model, not a curated record.